AUGGCGACCUUCCCGAUCAUGAAGAUGGCGGCUGCAAACACGGGGCGACUCACCUGGGAGGUGGAGGACAAGGGAGAUGCCUCUACGGGGCGUGGGCGCGGGCCCGGUUGCCGAGAUGACCGCCCGUCAAGUGUCGAGGCGCACCCACGGAGGGCGAAAGGUGAGGACUAUAGCGAGAUGUCCCCAUGGGCCGGCGUCUGUAUGGUCAAGGAGAUGCCGGCCGGCGAAGUGGCGAGGCUCACGGAGGUGAGUUGGGAGGACAAGGAGAUGGGGCUCCAAGGGGUGGCACCACCGCGCGGGCGAGACUACCAUGGUGGAGGAGGCAAUGACCACCGCGACUACCGCAGCUACUAUGGUGAUUAUCGUGACUACCGUGGCAACAAUAGUGGUGGUCACAACCUCUCUCGUGGUCGCCCCAAUGGCCACAAUCAGGGUCGCCCCAAUGAUCGGUACCAUACACCUCCAGAAGCCGUGGUGGCCACUCAGGGAGGCCGUAGUGGCAACCAAGGGGGCGUGGUCGUGGUCGAGUAG
Molecule: messenger RNA, 531 nt
Organism: Lolium perenne
Lineage: Eukaryota; Viridiplantae; Streptophyta; Magnoliopsida; Poales; Poaceae
Source: RefSeq, a predicted model, not a curated record